CCAAACAAAAUUGGGUGUUCAUUAUUCGAGAAGUUUGAGAAAUUAGGAUUAUUUUAAAGCCAGAGUAAAAUUCUGUGCCAUUGUGUUUCUUGAUUUCUUCUUUUUCUCCCCUCUGCAUCUGCUACAAGUUUUUCAUCAAGUCUUCUUCCUUUUCAGUAAUUAAAGAGAAUUCUUGGAUUCCCACCUCCUUUCUUCGUUCAAGAAGUUUGAUUCAUUGAUUCUGGGGUUUUCUACUUCAAGAAGACUGAUACAUUGGAUUCUAGGUUUUGAUACUUCAAGAAGUCUCAUUCAAAUCCUCCAUUAGAAGAAGAAUUACAAUUCUAGGUUCAAUUUUUGGUCUCCACUGUGAAGCAUGGGUAAGGGUUCAGGAAAAACACGUAAGAGCUCUAGGAAAGUACCACUUCCAGUAGUACAAUCAGAACUGCUAUCAAAAAUUGCUCAUCAUGAAGAGAUACUACAGCUAGUACUUGAGAAGUUACCAGUGAAAGAGAUAAUAGCAUACAGGUGUGUUUCCAAAAAAUUUAAGUCAAUCGUUGAAGGCAAGAUGUUCAAACCUUCAUUUCUAAAACCCAAGGGGCUAAUUCUGAACUACGAACACCAUACCAAGGUUUAUGUACCCCCUGUCUUCAGUUGAUCUCAAGUCUAAGCACAUUUUAAGUCCCAACUGUAAGAUUCUGCAAGAAUCAAACGGUCUCAUGUUGUGCGAAUCAGUAACGAGCUGGGAUCGGUAUCAAGGGAGUUUGUCUGUUCUAAACACCAACACAGGAAGAAAAGUGUUUCCAUCCUCAGUGGAAGCGAGAGAAGGCAAUGCAAAUGCAAAGCGGAGUAAAAGAACAAUAUUGCGUGGUUAUGUUCAAAAGAUGUCUACUACCAUGGCUUUCGAUCCUCUCAUGUCCCCUGCAUCUUUCCAGCUUAUUUCUAUUUGGAGUCACAGGGAUGAUCUGAAUUCAAAUUAUCGAAUUGAAGUCUACACAUCAAAAACUGACAACUGGAGACUGUGCUAUAGAAACCAAAAUCUGGUUCACCACCUAGAUAUAACUCCAACAAACAGCAUUCUCAUGAAGCCGGGCGUUUACUGGAAUAAUUCCGUGAAUUGGUUGAAUACUGAUGGGGGUCUAGUGUUCUAUAAGAUUGGAAAAAAACUUCUCAACUCAGUCGCUCCACCACUGGCUCAGAGCUACACAAAUUGUUACUUUGAUCAAUGCAGGGGAGACCUGAUACUCGUUCAAAUUUCCAUUUCAGCUGGGACUUUGAAGGUCUUCGAUAUGAAUCUUGACCACUCUGGCUGGGGGUUCAAACACUCUAUUGAAUUACAUCUUAUGUCUCCAGAGUUUCCUGGAUCAGCUUUCAGAGUGCUACUGGCUGACAUUGGGGAGGACUCGGAAUCAGUAUAUCUGGUGGCCAAGGGAAGUAGACUUUUCUCAAUUAACCAAGGGAAAAUGCUUGUCAGGGAUCUGGGAGUCCAACUUCAAAAUCCUGGGAGCUUUAAUACCUUCAAAUACAUAGAUACAAUCCCAGACUGCUGUUUUGCUCAAGCUGACUAGAAGGAAGAAAAUUACUACUUACUACUUGGGAAAGUAUCACAACACCAGUAUUCUCUAUUUGAUUCCGUCUAUAUUACUACAGUUCAGAAACGAUUUGGAGUUUCUGUCAGUCGAGACUCAAAGCACUCAGUACAUGCUGCAAAAUAUUUGUUUUGUCAAACUAGGAUUUCCUGUUUUUGUCAGUUCAGUGUAUUCAUACUGUCUAUCAGGACAAGUACUCUUUAUUGUAUAUGAAACUAAUUCAACUCGCUCAAUCAUUCAGCACCUUCUUCUUGUUCUGAAAAUUACUUGUUUGUUUUAUGAAACUAGGAUCUCUUUAUUUGCUGUGAUGUCAUUAUCACAGUGAUAACGAU
This is a messenger RNA of Papaver somniferum (opium poppy), 1897 nucleotides long. RefSeq lists its product as uncharacterized. The record is from RefSeq and is a predicted model, not a curated record. The transcript has 2 exons. Bases 612 to 1544 code for a protein of 310 amino acids. Lineage: Eukaryota; Viridiplantae; Streptophyta; Magnoliopsida; Ranunculales; Papaveraceae.